Molecule: messenger RNA, 1218 nt
Organism: Microbotryum saponariae
Lineage: Eukaryota; Fungi; Basidiomycota; Microbotryomycetes; Microbotryales; Microbotryaceae
Source: the annotation of a GenBank genome assembly
AUGCCCAAGGUCAGUGCUCGCCCUCCCUUCACGACGCCGACCACUGCAGGGGGGCUAGACGGGUGGGGGGGGGGGGAAAGGGACGUGUGUAGCUUAUAGGGCGACGAUGUAGUCGCUGUCACUACGCGUGCUCGACUCGCAGUCGGCGGUCGGUGUUCGCACGAGAGCGCGUCGUUCGUUCGUUCGUUCCUUUCGUCGGUUCGGCUCAUUCCAUCCCCAGCCCUCGGAGCUUCCCGUCAAGUCUGGGUGAUUGGAGAGACACUGAUCCUUUCUCUCUCUCUUUGCUGGGCGUCGUGUCGGUGCGGUGUGUCGUUCGUCCGAGUAGAACAAGGGAAAGGUACGUUCCUGAGCAGCGUUUCGACGGCUUGGCUCGCACCAUCGACUUACUCUGUUCCUUUCCUUACCCUUACAUACUCGUAUCAUCAUCACACACUACCUAUUGCGUUGGCACCACUAAUAGGGAGGCAAGAAUCGUCGACGAGGCAAGAACGAGAACGAGGCCGAUAAGCGCGAAUUGGUCUUCAAGGAGGAUGGGCAGGGUCAGUUUACGGCCUUUGCGAUACCAUAUCAACGUCCCAUCGACGAUUUUUGCUUUUUUUUUAUAUCUUUGCUCAAUUUUCUCAUCAUCCCUCCCUCCCUCCCUCCGUGGUGUUGUUAACGCGCAGAGUACGCGCAGGUGACCAAGAUGCUCGGCAAUGGCCGCAUCGAGGCGAUGUGCUUUGACGGCGAGAAACGGUUGGCUCAUAUCCGUGGCAAGAUGAGGAAAAAGGUCAGACCCCCCCCCCCCCCCCCCCCCCCCACCACGACGUGCAAAAGAGUUACGCCCCGAGGCCCGUAAAAAGCUGACCCCUCAAAGUUUUGGGUUUUGGGGUUUGUCGGGGGCUCCAGGUCUGGAUCAAUCAAGGUGAUAUCAUCCUCCUCUCGCUCCGAGACUUUCAAGACGACAAGGCCGACGUCAUUCAAAAAUACACCUCCGACGAAGCGCGGAAUUUGAAAAGCUAUGGCGAGUUGCCCGAGACGGCCAAGAUCAACGAGACCGAUACCUUUGGAGCGGGCGAAGAGGACGAUAUGGUCGAAUUCGACGAGGUCGAUGAUGUGGAUAUCGUACGUCGAUUGGCUGGUGAUGGAUGGGAGGGUAAGGGAGAGGUAGAUCUUUUUUUAUGGUUCGGCUGAUGGGUUUUGGGGUUCCGCUUGGCUCUCUUACAGGACGACAUCUAG